UUUCCUUUCGCUGCUGCGUCGGCAGCCAUGAGUAUGCUCAGGCUACAGAAGAGGCUUGCCUCUAGCGUCCUCCGCUGUGGUAAGAAGAAGGUCUGGUUGGACCCCAAUGAGACCAAUGAAAUCGCCAAUGCCAACUCCCGUCAGCAGAUCCGGAAGCUGAUCAAGGAUGGGCUGAUCAUCCGAAAGCCUGUGACUGUCCAUUCCCGGGCUCGAUGCCGGAAAAACACUUUGGCUCGACGGAAGGGCAGGCAUAUGGGCAUAGGGAAGCGGAAGGGUACUGCCAACGCUCGGAUGCCUGAGAAGGUGACCUGGAUGAGAAGGAUGCGCAUCCUGCGCCGACUUCUCAGGAGAUACCGUGAAUCCAAGAAGAUUGACCGCCAUAUGUAUCACAGCCUGUAUCUGAAGGUCAAGGGGAAUGUCUUCAAAAACAAGCGGAUUCUUAUGGAACACAUCCACAAGCUGAAGGCAGACAAGGCCCACAAGAAGCUCCUGGCUGACCAGGCUGAGGCUCGCAGGUCUAAGACCAAGGAAGCCCGAAAGCGCCGGGAGGAGCGUCUCCAGGCCAAGAAGGAGGAGAUCAUCAAGACUCUGUCCAAGGAGGAAGAGACCAAGAAAUAAAACUUCCCUCGUGUGUGUACAUAGUGGACUGCCUGUGGCUUCAGGUGGAUCAGUCAUUAAAAUAAAACAAGCCUUAAAAAAAAAA
Molecule: messenger RNA, 703 nt
Organism: Peromyscus californicus insignis
Lineage: Eukaryota; Metazoa; Chordata; Mammalia; Rodentia; Cricetidae
Product: 60S ribosomal protein L19-like
Exons: 1
Coding region: 28-618 (196 amino acids)
Biological process (GO): translation
Cellular component (GO): cytosolic large ribosomal subunit; ribosome
Molecular function (GO): structural constituent of ribosome; RNA binding
Source: RefSeq, a predicted model, not a curated record